GACGGCAUAAGAACCUCACUGCAACUAGAGAGAGAAGGACAAGAGAGAGAGAUGAAGGUGGUGGCUUUAGUCAGUGGCGGCAAAGAUAGCUGCUAUGUUAUGAUGAAGUGUAUCCAGUACGGUCACGAGAUUGUGGCAUUGGCGAAUUUGUUACCGGUUGAUGAUUCGGUCGAUGAAUUGGACAGCUAUAUGUAUCAAACUGUAGGCCACCAGAUUAUUGUGAGCUAUGCAGAAUGCAUGAAUGUGCCAUUGUUUAGAAGGAGAAUCCGAGGUUCUUCGAGGCAUCAGAAACUUAGCUACCAAAUGACUCCAGAUGAUGAAGUGGAAGAUAUGUUUGUGUUGUUAAGUGAAGUGAAGAGACAGAUACCUUCCAUCACUGCAGUCUCGUCUGGUGCGAUUGCAUCAGACUACCAACGUCUGCGGGUGGAAAGUAUUUGUUCAAGGUUAGGUCUUGUUUCUUUGGCAUUUUUGUGGAAACAAGAUCAGACAUUGCUUCUUCAGGAAAUGAUAGCAAAUGGGAUCAAAGCUAUUUUAGUCAAGGUGGCGGCAAUAGGACUGGAUCCCUCUAAGCAUUUAGGGAAAGACUUAGCCUACAUGGAACCAUAUCUUUUGAAGUUAAAAGAGUUAUAUGGAAGUAAUGUUUGCGGUGAAGGAGGAGAAUAUGAAACUCUGACUCUCGAUUGCCCGCUUUUCACUAAUGCGAGAAUUGUGCUCGAUGAAUUUCAAGUUGUGCUACACUCUCCAGAUUCUAUUGCACCUGUUGGAGUUCUUCAUCCAUCGACAUUCCAUCUCGAAAAGAAGGGGAAUCCAGACUUUAAUUCACUUGGGGAGGAGCCAGGUUUAGUGUUUGAGGUGCACGGCGAUGGUCCUAACACAUCAGAAUCUACUCGCCAACGAGAUAAUGGAAUCGUUGAUAUAGUUGAACAUACAAGAAACAGAUUAAACUUAUCAAAGACCGAGAAAGAAAACACAUUCUCCAUUUGCUGCUGGUUGGAAGAUUCUAGUGAAUCUUCAACAGGUCUGAAAGAAGAUCUUGAGACUGUUCUUACAGAAAUUGAAUCGCAGCUUUUGAAACAUGGAUUUAACUGGCAGAAUGUCUUGUACAUUCAUCUUUAUAUCUCUGAUAUGAGUAAUUUUGCUGUGGCAAAUGAGACGUAUGUGAAAUUUCUCACACAACAGAAAUGCCCUUUCGGUGUUCCUUCACGCAGCACAAUAGAACUUCCUUUGGUACAAGCGGGUCUUGGAGAAGCUUACGUUGAGGUUUUAGUCGCGAAUGACCAAAGCAAAAGGGUUCUCCAUGUACAAAGUAUCUCUUGCUGGGCACCUAGCUGCAUCGGACCUUAUAGUCAGGCCACUUUGCACAAGAGUGUUCUUCACAUGGCUGGACAAUUAGGGCUUGACCCUCCCACGAUGAAUCUUCGAAACGAAGGCGCGAUUGCUGAGCUGAAUCAAGCAUUGACGAACAGUGAGGCAAUAGCAGAGUCUUUUAGAUGCUCAAUCUCUUCAUCAGCUCUUCUCUUUGUCGUAUUCUGUUCAGCACGCACAAAACAGUCAGAGAGGAACCAACUUCAUGAAGAGUUUGUUACUUUCUUAAAUUUGGCAAAGUCUUCUCGGAGGGUAUCGAAUGUCCUCAGUCCUAUUUUCCUUUACAUCCUUGUCCCCGAUCUUCCCAAAAGGGCACUUGUUGAAGUAAAACCUGUAUUAUACGUCGAAGAAGAUACAGAUACCGAAGAUGAAGCCAUACAAGAUCAAUCGGGUGAAGGAGACUACAGUUAUUGGGGAUAUAAGCCAGAGAAAUGGCACCAAGAUUGCGUGGAGAAACGAGUUGUUGAUGGGAAAAUAUGUGUGACUGUUCUCUCCAUCUCAGCCGAACUAAUGAGGAAAGUUCAAGAAGCUUCUGGAGAAGAAGAACAACUGCAGAGAGUAUCGAGAUUCUGUGUAUAUCUUCUCAACAAAACCAUGUCUGAAAAUUCAUUCUCUUGGCAAGACACGACGAGCUUAAGGAUACACUUCUCUACAAGUCUUGGUGUGUCCGUAGAGAGAUUAUCGGACAUUUUUGAAAUUGCAUUCAAAGAGCUUAACGAGAUGAUUCAUGGAGUUAGAGUAGGCGGCUCAAAAGAACCUAUCUUCAAUCUCGUCCCGGUCCUUGGUGCUGGAAACUCUUCUGCUUCACUCGACAACUUAAUCACCUGCGAACUGUUUGCCCUAAGGUCGUAAAUUUCCUUGUAUGACAAGGAACACAAAGCUUUAAUUUUUUUAUCUUGUGCUGACACUCCUCUUCAAUGGGUUUCCGGCUUUCUCGGCUCAUCAAAUGCUACUAGUGGCGGACCAUGGGUUGGAGGGGAUUUUGUAGUUAUAUUUAUUUUUUCAAGUCAACAUAAAUAAUCAGUAUAAAUGUUAUUUUUCUAU
Eutrema salsugineum is the source of this 2409-nucleotide messenger RNA. RefSeq names its product diphthine--ammonia ligase. Lineage: Eukaryota; Viridiplantae; Streptophyta; Magnoliopsida; Brassicales; Brassicaceae. The record is from RefSeq and is a predicted model, not a curated record. Gene Ontology annotation, biological process: protein histidyl modification to diphthamide. Gene Ontology annotation, molecular function: diphthine-ammonia ligase activity. Bases 52 to 2217 code for a protein of 721 amino acids. The transcript is spliced from 12 exons.